This is a messenger RNA of Neurospora tetrasperma FGSC 2508, 324 nucleotides long. RefSeq lists its product as uncharacterized. The transcript has 3 exons. NCBI's taxonomy places the organism in Eukaryota, Fungi, Ascomycota, Sordariomycetes, Sordariales, Sordariaceae. The coding region runs from base 1 to 324 and encodes 107 amino acids. The record is from RefSeq and is a predicted model, not a curated record.
AUGGAUGAGUCCCGUAUUCGGUAUGGAGUCCGUAUCUCUUUGGGUCCUGUCAAGGUUCCUGGAUGGUUGGGAAGGCGGAGCCGUAGCACUAGCUUGCUGAUAUCGCCGAAAAUCCGGGACCCUUCUGGGGAACACCAGCCGGGUAGGGCGUUCUAUGAGGACAUCUCCGUGUUCGUCCUUCAUCACGUGCCCAUUGUAACGAGAGGCACGGCGGUCAUUUCCGAGAUGCAUGAGGAUGGGGACGGGUUGUUGGAUGGGAAAGUGAGAAAGAGAUCCAAGCAGCCGGCUUCCAGAGCAGUGACAGAUGGGACGUCACGUCGGUAG